AUCUAUGAAUGAACAAAAAGGACAAAGUGAGACCCCAAAACCUUUCUUGGCUCUCAACAAGUAUUUGCAAGACCAAGUCCUCCUUGACACCACAAAAGCGAUUGCCAGCCAGGUUCUAGUCUUGUAUAAGACAGAGUUGAUGGAGAAGUUCUCAUCUUCUGUUGGAGAGUGUGAUUCUGAAGAGUCUCUGGAGGCCAUUCUAUUUGUGGAUGGGAUCAUGUCUGACUUGAAUGAUUUCACCAGUUCUUGUUCCGCCUCACCAUCUGAGUUGUUAGACAGUGAACAAUGUCUCUCCCAUCUCACUUUUCCACUUGGUAUGCAGGACAGCACCACCAACAGUGAAUCUACCCAGAGUCUUCCAGUUAUAAAUAUGAAGAAACUCUCCAGUGUGUCUUUCCAGACAAAGGCUAGAAAGGCAGUGAGUGAAGCUCUGAGAUCUGUCAACCCUUUUACAAACAGCUUACUGGGAGACUCUGAAGCAUCUAUAUUACUGGACACUUUUGUAACAGAUGUGAAGACUAUUGUUCAGUCCAUGCAGGCACAUGAAUCUGAAAUUCUCAGAAUUUCAAAAGUGAGCACCCUUUCUGCUGCUCGUAUUAUAUAUCAUAGAUUUCGAGAAAUGCUGAGGCGGUUUCUCACUCCCUGCCAAGACUCUGUAAAGGUCAUCGAUGGUGUUACACCAAUACAUGACGAGACUCUCAAACAGGCUCCUAGUGAAAGUUUAGAUUCUCAGGUGACUUGUAAUAGUGAUUCUCCUGAAAUCCAAGCGGACCUUCAAACCUGUACCAAGGAGGUCAUUAGUCAGAUCCUCACUGUGUAUCACUCUGAGGAAUCCAUGGAGAAAUGCCUCUCUAGCCUAAAAGGAGAUACAGAAGACAUGUCCAAGCUUUUGGACGCCGUUGUUUCUCAGAUUGACGUCCUUGCCGCCUCCAAAUCAUAUUUAUCUGUUGAUGACUAUGCUGUCAAUACACAGGACAAUUUGCAUGGUGAGAUCAACAAUGAUGAAGAGGAAGCAUCCUCUAGAAGUCUUAAAUCCACAGCCUUUGACAAACUAUGUACUGAUGAGUUUCAAACUAAAGCCUCACAUUUGGCUGGUGGGAUCCUCCAAUCAGGGUUGAUUGGCAAUGUAAAUACCAGCCUUGAUGGUAGAAGUGCAGAGUCCAGUAAUGAUGGUGAUGAUAGAGAUUUCAAAAUCCUUCAGAGCCGUGGAACUCCACCUUUGUUCACCUCUUCUCUACACACCAAUUCUGCAGCAUCCAACAUCGUCAUAAGCAUCACUAAAGACCUUAAUAGCUUCACCCAGAUGACUAAAAUGUCUGAUGCUUCAGUGUCUGGCCAGUUAGAGAGAUCCGUGUCAGCUUCAACCCUUCCUGUCAGUGUUCACAACGGGGUCAAUGUGAAAGGAAAGAUCAUUUGGCCAGGCACUGUUAACCUGUUCAACAAUGUGUUCGUCAAGGUCAAGGAUUUUUUUGCCCAGCAACAACCGGUACUCCUAGACAAUGUGGUUGAGGCCCCCAAACAUGCCAAAUCCAUAUGCAGAACAGCUACUUCUACACAAAUGACUUACAGUGAACAUGAAGGCAGCCAGACCAGCAUGGUAAAUUAUUCCAAAGCCUUAAUUAGUCAGACUUUGAUGACAAUCCAGAGGAGAGUGUCUAUGUCAGAGAGGAUGAGCACCUCAGAGAAAGGCCUCUUGACUCGUUCCAUCGUGGGCUCCAUGUUGGAGGAUGUUGACAUGGUGAGAACUGAUGGACACGAGAUACACCAGCCAUCCUCCUCAAAGUCCUCCCUUUCCAUCACCUCUGCCAUGACCAGAGGGUCCCAGAGUGAUUUUACAAAUUCUCUUCCAGGCACUCCAGUCCCCAAUGAGUGGCCUGUUGAAAUCUAUUGUCCUAUCAUUAGGAGUUCGGUCAUUGAUAUGAGUGACUCUUCAACUCAUUCACAAGGGUCAACAAAUUACACAAGGCAAACCAUCUCUGCCAUAGUUGACACUGUUAUGGAGGUCAUUCCAAGAGAAGAUACGGAACACAUAGCCACUGCAGAUGAUGUCACUUCUUUUACAAGAAGACUUGCGAGACUCAGCCCCAGGGGCGGUCUUCAGAACUUCUCACAUGAGCUCACUGACAAAGUUUAUGAGCUCAUAAAAAGUCACAACACCCCCAGGCUCUUUUUGUGCCAGCUGGCAAGAGCGUGUCUGACUCUAUUCUUUUGAAGCUGAAGACAGAAUUGAAUGCUUCUGAAGAAUCCAGGAGUUUCCAUCUGACCUUGUGUACUCCUUUGCUACGGAGUCAAUAAAACGUCUGCUACAGCAGAUUGUCUUCUGGCUUCCUCCACCAUCACAAGGAUCAGAUUUCUGCCAAACUAUCAUCUCUGAUGGUUCUCUGCAGGAAACAAGUCAGCUUAUCCCGAGCUCUUCUGCCAUCUCCAUUAGUUCCUCACAGGUUUACUGUGACACAAAGAGCCUUUUCACCAAUAUAAUGGUCAAUCAGGUCAUGUAUACCUGUUCUGUGGCCUCCAAUUCAUCAGAAGAAUUAUCAGAGUUGAUGAACGUAAUCAAUGGGUUGUCCCCAACUGAUGCUGGAACACUUGACUCUGACAGACCGGCUCUCAUGACCACUAGCCGUCAGUCUAGUGCCAAAUCAUUGCCUAGACCCUCUCUGUCUGGCAACAGCACACACAACGGUGGAACUGUGGAUUAUCAAGUUUUAGGAGAGGUGGAAUCCAAGAUGGACAACAAAGAUCUGGAGAUGUCUAGUGUCUCUGUGCAUCCAUCAACUCCAUCAGCCAUGGACUCUGAUACACAUGCAUCAUUUGACUCCACUAGCAAUGACUACACCUCUUUGGUACUUUUACUGAUUGUUAGACUGCUGUCAAUGACCACCCCUAUCACAUUACUGGAAUCCUCUGACAUUGGUGAAACAUCAAGAGUUCUCACAAAGAGGAUUCUGUCUGAGUUCUGUGGCACCUCAGGCCUUGAACCAACUCAAGCCUACCCCCAGAAUCUGAAAAUUAAAAAGAUUUUCAAGGCUGUCUACAAGGGGCUUCUUCAAGAAUUCGGGUCAGAGAAGAUGCUCCAGGUUGCAAUGAAGUCAACGGAUUAUGCAUUUGACGAUGCCCUGGUCAAAUCAUUAACUAGGGAACUACUAACUAAAUGCAAUGAGGCUAGCUCUUCACCUCCCUCCAAUACCCAGUUGUCAUCACACAAUGCACUUGGCAGUGACGAGGUAGGUAAUUAUGGGCUUCCAACAACUGGUAGAAAGGAAAAGAAGAGAGGAAGAUUCAGCACUCUCUGUGGACUCCACCCAAAGUGUACAAAGAAGGUCAACAAGAAGAACCACUGCACUCCAACACCUUCCCAGAACCAGACCCCUGCCGGUAGUGAAACAGCUUAUGCCUGCCCACACCAUAACCCUACAGCCAACACGACGCCAUAUACGUGGUCUGUGGUUGUGAGGCCGGUUGGACAUACUGCCAAAUUCUCUAAAACAACAUUGAAGUAAAGAAAUAAACAUUAAAUUCUCUGGCCACAGGUCUGGUGGACAUUCCUGCAGUCAGCAUGCCAAAUGCACGCUCCCUCAAAACUAGUCAACCAGCGUUUUUCCUUGCUCCUAUUUUUCUCAGUUUCAGAGACAUCUGUGGCAUUGUGUUGUGUGACAAAACUGCACAUUUUAGCGUGGCCUUUUAUUGUCUCCCGCAUGAGUUGCACCUUUGUAAUGAUCAUGCUUUUUAACCCACAAGAGUCUAAGCCCUGUCUAGGCCGAGGGGUUUCUAUCGGCCUUACUGCUAUUAGCCCAUACAAAAGUAAUGAAUAACAGAUUCACUACAUGGAACUGA
Messenger RNA from Oncorhynchus keta (chum salmon), 3834 nucleotides. RefSeq lists its product as uncharacterized. The record is from RefSeq and is a predicted model, not a curated record. Bases 2478 to 3500 code for a protein of 340 amino acids. The transcript is spliced from 3 exons. Lineage: Eukaryota; Metazoa; Chordata; Actinopteri; Salmoniformes; Salmonidae.